CCACUGCGCCAUGACGGAAACUCCACUGUUUUCUGAUUUCAUGUUCAAAGGAUGGCAUUAUUACUUUGCUAUUUUGGGGAAGCAACUCAUCUUGGUUUUCAUGUAGUGUCUAUAUAUGUAGUCUAGUUGGAAAGGCAUGGAAAUACCUGUAAAAAUUAACAGUAUCAGUCAGGUAAUUAGAAUUGAAACAUUAGAUUUUUGGAAGUCAGCUCAUGUCUAGCAGAGGAAAUCGGGAGGGACAUUUGAGCUGUAAAAAACCUUAGAGAUCAUUUGGUCUGAUUCUCUUUUCACAGACAAGAAACCAGUCCAGUGGCCACAAACCCAUCUAUGAUAAUACCCAGACUUCCUACUCCCUAAUCCCUUGUCCUUUCCUGUAUACCUUGUUGCUUUUGUAGAGGAGAUGGAGUUUGGCUUUACUCUGUCAAGUCCUGAAUAAGAUUUAAAUAGGCUGAUAAUGAUGUGUGUGUGUGUGUAUAUAAUUUUAGGUGUAAAAAGCAACACUGUAAAUGUUAACUGAGGUUUAUGAUGUUUCAGAAGCAUUUCAUAAACUUCGUCUUAUGUAACCCUUCCAACUCUGUAUGAACUAGUAACUAUUACUAACCCAAUUACAUAGAUGAGAAAACUGAGAUUUAGAAUUGCCAGAGUCAAAUAGUUAAUAUGUGGAAGAUCUGGGCUUCCAACCCAGUUCUUUCUGACUCCAAAGCCUACAUUAUUGCCUCAUUUAAUUCUCACAGAAACUUGUCAGGUAUCUCUGUUUUACAGGUAAGGAAAUUUAGGCUUAGAGAGAUUAAGAAACUUUUAUCAAUUGGCUAAUUCCUGUACUUGAAACACAAGUGACAGACUUACCACUAAAAUAUAGCAGAUUUAGUAUGCAUGUUUAUUUCUGUUGACUCCUCUCUAAAGAAUAGCAAAAGCUGGAGUUCCCACCGUUGUGCAGUGGGUUAAGGAUCUGACAUUGCUGCAGCUGUGGCGUAGGUUGUGGCUGCAGCUUGAAUUCUAUUUCUGGCCCAGGAACUUCCAUAUAUUGCGGGUACACCUGAAAAAAAAGAAAAAGGAAAAAAAAAAAAAAGAAUAGUGAAAGCAUAAGACAUGUGGACAAAGAGAAGAGGAUCAGAGAUCAUAAUGAAAGAAGCCAGCAAAAUUCUGGAAUAUAGAAACUCAGUGGACAAUUGGUAACGGACUCAGCAGAGUCAACAGAGCUGAAUUACUAAGUCAGGUGGGGAAAGGGCAAAAAGAAGCAAGGUGACCUGCCUCUAAGACCCAGGAAAUAAGUGGGAAUUGGAUUCCCAAGAUGCCUCUACAGGCAGAGAGUAGUCAGCAGCUUAAAACUAAAUAAUUGUUAGACGGUUUAUUGAAGGAAUAUUUAGGUACCGUCACCCAUCUCCACCCCGCUCCUCCACUCCAUACCACCUCGAUCCCCAUGCCAAGCUGGCCUUAGCAGGCAACUGGUUUUUCACCAUUGCAACAGAAGAUGGAAGACAUAAUCUUUGGAAGUUGAACCACAGACAUUUGGGAUGCCAGACAUAGCUGAGGUUGGGUCUAAGAUACCUCCUUGAAAAUACGAGUGUCAAGAGAAAGUCUCCCUAUUAAGUCAGUUUCCUUUUCCUGCUACACUCCGGAAAUGUAGCAGGAAAUACUCCCAGAAUGCUCUUAGCCUUAAAUGUUCUAAGAAGCAGGAAAUACUCCCAGAAUGCUCUUAGCCUUAAAUGUUCUAAGAAGGAGAUAAAAGAAAUCUAGUCUAGGGACCAAUAUUUGAGGGCUCUCAGUUCAGGUUCAUUCCAGCCACCUUAAGGUGGUGUGCCCAUCAGUCAGCAAAUCUCACCCAUGCAUGUAGAGAUUCCAAUUAAUUUUUUACUCCUUUUAAUAUCAACAGUCAACCAGAUAUCACUGGCCUUUUGAGAAAGUCUUAUGAAUAGACUUGACAAAAUGUAUUAUGAACGCACAGAGCCCAAAACACAGGAAGUCUGAGGAAGCAGAAACAAUGCAGGUCAAAGAAGAAAACUUCCCCCCAAGAUCUAAUAUUUGUAACUAAUAUUUUUAGGGAUUUUACAUUCAUUAAGGAAUGCCAUUCAUUAAGGCAUGCUUUUAAAAACAAACAGAAAGAGAACAAGAAAGCUCUUGAGAUUUAAAAUAUAAUCAGACAUUUUUAAAAAUCAGAAAAGUUGCAAGAUAAAAUCGAGGUAGACCAGAUAGUAUAUAACAAAAGACAAUGAAGUAGCUUAAAUGCAAGACAAUUAGAAGUGUGAUCAAAGAAGCCCAAUAUUUGACUAACAUGAUUUUUAGAAAUAGAGAAAAAGAAUGGGAAGAUUCUCAGAUAUUCCAAGAGAAAUUCCAGAACUGAUGGAUAUGAAUUUCCAUAAUGAAAAGGACUAACCAGCUUAAUAGAACUUUGUGAUGGCAAAUUAUAAAACUUUAGAACUCUGGGGAUGAAGAAAAAUCUAAAAGCUACUUGGUCUGGAGUAGGGAAGUACAGAGAGAUGUGAAUAACAUUGGACUUUCCACCACCUUGAAGCAAAAAAAGAAUUGGGAAUAAGUUCAAAAUUUUAAGAAGUGAUUUUUAACCUAGAAUUUUAUGCCCAGUUACUUUCAUUGAGGUGUUGAUGUAAAAUAAACCCAUUUUGAGAUUGGGGUGGGAUGGGGCAAAAUAUUUACCUGUCUUACAUUCUCAGGAAGUUACUGAAGGUUAUACUUUCUCAGAAUGAGGGAUGAAAUAAAGACGAAGAUAUAGAACCCAGGACAGAAGAAGAGUGAAGAGAAUUCCCAUGAUGAUGGUGAAAGAAAGCCCUAGGAAGUUACUGUGCAGCACAUCUAGAAAAGAGCUAGUCCAAAUUGGAGUAGAAGAAAGAAAGGCACUGGAGGAGUCUCCCCAGGACAGCGCUAUCACUCGUGAUAUUAACCGGACAUUCCCAGCCCAUGACUAUUUUAAGGACACAGGAGGAGAUGGACAAGAUUCCCUAUAUAAAAUAUGCAAGGCUUAUUCUGUGUAUGAUGAAGAGAUUGGCUAUUGCCAGGGCCAGUCAUUUCUCGCUGCUGUUCUGCUUCUCCACAUGCCUGAGGAACAGGCAUUCAGCGUUCUGGUCAAGAUCAUGUUUGACUAUGGCCUCAGGGAACUUUUCAAGCAAAACUUUGAAGAUUUGCAUUGCAAAUUUUACCAGUUGGAGCGCCUCAUGCAGGAAUACAUUCCUGACCUGUACAACCACUUCUUGGACAUAAGUCUUGAAGCACACAUGUAUGCCUCCCAGUGGUUUCUUACGCUCUUCACCGCAAAAUUCCCUCUCUACAUGGUCUUCCAUAUCAUCGACCUGCUUUUAUGUGAGGGAAUAAGCGUCAUUUUUAACGUCGCCCUUGGAUUAUUAAAGACUUCCAAAGAUGACUUGCUGUUGACAGACUUUGAAGGUGCCUUGAAGUUCUUCAGGGUUCAGCUUCCUAAGAGAUAUCGCUCAGAAGAAAAUGCAAAAAAACUAAUGGAAUUAGCUUGCAACAUGAAGAUCAGUCAGAAGAAGUUGAAAAAGUAUGAAAAAGAAUAUCACACCAUGAGGGAACAACAGGCCCAACAAGAAGACCCCAUUGAGCGAUUUGAGAGGGAAAAUAGACGUCUCCAAGAAGCUAACAUGAGAUUGGAACAGGAAAAUGAUGACCUAGCCCAUGAGCUGGUGACCAGCAAGAUUGCACUCCGAAAGGACCUGGAUAACGCUGAGGAAAAGGCAGAUGCACUGAAUAAGGAGCUACUUAUGACCAAGCAAAAGUUAAUUGAUGCAGAAGAAGAGAAGAGAAGGCUAGAAGAAGAGUCUGCCCAGUUAAAAGAAAUGUGUCGUCGGGAACUCGACAAGGCAGAAUCUGAGAUUAAAAAAAACAGUUCUAUCAUCGGUGACUACAAGCAGAUUUGUUCUCAGUUGAGUGAAAGAUUGGAGAAACAGCAGGCUGCUAAUAAAGUGGAAAUUGAGAAAAUUCGGCAAAAAGUAGAUGACUGUGAGCGCUGCCGGGAAUUUUUCAACAAAGAAGGACGCAUAAAGGGCAUCAGCUCGGCCAAGGAAGUUUUAGAUGAGGACACAGAUGAGGAGAAGGAAACACUCAAAAACCAGCUGAGAGAGAUGGAACUGGAACUGGCACAAACCAAGCUGCAGCUGGUGGAAGCCGAAUGCAAGAUCCAGGACUUGGAGCACCAUUUAGGCCUUGCCCUAAACGAGGUACAGGCGGCCAAGAAGACGUGGUUUAACCGAACACUGAGCUCCAUAAAGACGGCAACUGGCGUUCAAGGGAAAGAGACUUGCUGAGAGCAGCUGCUGCCUCCAGACUCCUUCAGAAAACACGACACCUUUUGUUGCCUUCUUUGGCCAGAUGUGUGAUUCUGUGACAUGUCCCAGGACCAGAAUGUACCUAAGUCAGAUCCAUAGAAGCAUGUCGGUAGUUCACUGGACCAGAGCUCGUGAAGCGGGCAGCCUCAGCCGUGAGGCUCUCCUAACUACUGAUACUAACGGGCCUGCCGGCUCCCCUGGCGCUCUGGACCCUCGAGAAAGUCACUCCUCCACGUGACCUCCCAGGGCUCGUCCCAGUUAGGUCAGCUCCUCACCCAGCUCAGUGACUGAGGUGACAUUUUCAGAGUUUGGGCAUCCUUCAGGCUACUGGUUUUUUUCUAAACCUUUAAUCUUUUUUUUUUUUUAAUAUACAUAUUAUAUAUAUGGGGAAGGGGGGAUCAGUAACUCAAAUAAUCCUUAUCUGCUUCGGUGCCAGCAGGGGGUCCUCUGGGUAGACAUGCAGAAGCACUUUGUUUUAAACAGGAGGGUUUCAUGGUUGUAGUUGAAGCCACCUCGUCGUGUUAAACUCUAUGAUGCACACAGGUUUUGGUUUGGCAUUAUUCAUUUGUUUCUGAUCAAUUCUAUGCAACUCUCAUGGUUCCUGUUGUUUUUAGUGUUAGCUGCCAAAUCACUCCACAGUGCUGGGGCUGGUGACUUGACUGACUGUGCGACUGGAUUAAUCAUAAUGUGGACAAAUCUUAUUUUGCUUAAUGUGUCGUGUGUGUGUGUGUGGGUGUGUGUAUAUAUAUUAUAUAUAUAUAAAUAUCUUUUCCCGAUGCACCCAGUUGACAGUGUUUAAACCCCGGACUAGGACUGAUCUCCACAACUUAAUUAGGUGGUUAUUUGGGCACUUAAUUUCACUCAAGGUUUGUCAGGCUCUGCUCUGCACCUGCUGUCGUGAGAGCUGUGAAGAGCUCUCUCACUUCAAGGUUUCGAGUGUUUUUGCACAACAGGUCAUACAAGUGAGAAAGACUCCGAGGGCGGUGUGUGUGUGCGCGUGCACGCGUGUAACCAUGAGGAUGUGCAGGAUGCCCCAUCCUGCUGGCCUGCAUCCCUGCCUGGAGACCUAGGCCCCCCCCCCCCCCCGGGGUGAGGCUGGGUGCAAACCUCACUGUUCAGACGAGCUGCAAGUUCUCACUUUAGAAGUAUGGAAUGGAGGGUUUAGCACCUUUUUUUUUUUAACAAAAUAACGUUAGCCUUUUAAUUUAUAUAGUGAUACGCUGACAGGCUGUCUCGCAGACGACUUCCUCGUCUUCUCUGCGUGCAGUGUGGUUCCAAGAGGCACUGGUUUGUAUAUAAAGACACUUGGGUUGUUUCGUAUCCCGUUUCCUGUCGCUGUAUGAGCGCCUGCCAAGGGCCCCUGUGAUAAGGGAGGCAACAAGCGACAACCCCUGACCCCCGACCAUCCCCUCCACUGCUUUCUGUCUUUCUUGUUCAGUUACCAAAACCGCUGUAAGCCCAUCUAAAACUAGGUGCGUGGACAUUGUGCUAGAUAGCUGCUGUGUGUCAACUUUAUGAAUUGAAAUAUAAACCAGUAAACUUGUAUUACUA
Messenger RNA from Sus scrofa (pig), 5846 nucleotides. The record is from RefSeq and is a predicted model, not a curated record. Lineage: Eukaryota; Metazoa; Chordata; Mammalia; Artiodactyla; Suidae.